AAUUUUUUAUCGUUUCAUGACAAUGACACCAGAGUCAGUUUUAUUUUUGUGCAAUUUUGAUGACCAAUUAAACACUGAAAAUGAAUCCAUUAAAAAGUUAUGGUCAGAGCAGUGGUCAGUCAACGAGCAGGGAAUAUGCAAGGAAUUGUUAGCGACAGGUCUAGAUACAGAUGCGCUGGAAGAUUUAUUGAAAAAACAUGAAAGAGAUUCUCAUGUUUUGGGAAACAUUCUAUUUGUUUCCGUUAGUUCGUUUUUGACGUUUUGUGAUCGUAAUUGGAACCCCCACCCAGACAAACUGAGUGUAGAAGAAUAUUUUGGUGUGGAAUGGCCAAAAGACAUUGAUGCUAACAUUUUGCUACAGCGGGAUUCGGAACCAUUGUAUCUUAAUAUACUAUAUCCAGAACUUCUUUACUUUUCGACACAAGUAUUCAGUGCUCUGUGUAAAGCUGAUCAAAGCUUGCUACAUUUAUGGUGGUACUUCAGAAGUAAAGUGGCCCAUCAAAGGAGUUUGGAAGAUACCAGUGCCACCUUGUAUGCAGAAUUGGAAAUUAUUAUAGCAAAAUUGACCAACCUCCUUUAUGUGAUUCAAGAUAAGCCCAGAUUGCAAAUCCUAUUGUGUAUGGAGAUAGCUCAGGCCUACCUUAUAUAUGGCAGAGUGCAGAGAACUGAAGAGUAUCUUAACAGAGCCAGAGACAUUGCAGGCUUAAAACUGGAACUAACAGGUAUACUAGGCAAAAGAACAAAGUUUCAACAAACAAUAAUACCUCAACUUGCACUAUCAAGUGAGCUGGACUCCAGUAUAGAGAGACCAACAGCUGAACAGAGCCAUGGAAAUGCUGAACUGCCUCCUGACCUUGAGUUGCAAGAUGAUCUUAGACUGAGCAAGAUCCAAUAUACAGAGUCUAUCAGCCAAGCUGAACUUCCUAGUUUAGAGCAAAUUCUGUGUUUGCUGACUGUGCAAUACUUAAUGAAAGCUCAGCCAAAGGAUGAGUUGAUGAAUGAAGAACUGGAGCCUUACAUAGCAGCUGUUCUCUCUCCAAAGAAAGGUGCGUGGCCUACUCGAGUUGCUGCUCUUCUUAUCAGAUGCAAGCUGGAAGCCAACCACAAAAGGACAGUGGAGCGAGCAAUGCUGCAGUGUGAGACCAUUGUUAAUGAUAAGACAGGGGCUAGUUCAACAACUAGAUUAUCUUACCUUUGGGCGACUGGUUUGCAACCAGCCUGGGUAUGGAGACAGCAGUUGGCUGACCUGUACCUGAACCUUGGACUUGUGAAGGCGGCCUUAGAGGAAUACCUCAAACUUCAACUCUGGGAAGAUGUCAUUGUGUGUUAUACUGCACUGCAGUUAAGGCAUAAGGCAGCUGAAAUUAUACAGCAGCAAAUCGAUAUAAAUCCGACAGUGAAACUGUACUGCUUGCUAGGUGAUGCAACAGAUGACGUAAAGUGUUAUGAGAAAGCGUGGGAGUUCUCAAACCACAAGAGCAGUCGAGCGCAGAGACAUUGGGGCAACUUCUUGUUUGACCAUAAGAAGUACGAAGAAUGCAUUCCACAUUUCGAGAAAUCUGUGGAAAUCAACUCUAUACAGGAUCGAGUUUGGCUUAGAUUAGGAUAUGCAGCCUUAAUGGCAGAAAACUGGGAGGUUUCGGCGAAGGCUUAUCGUCGCUACACAUAUCUUCAACCCAACACUUUCGAAGCGUGGAACAACCUCGCCAAAGUGUACGUCAACCAAGGGGACAAGAAGAGAGCGUACAGGGCACUUAUAGAGGCUUUGAGAUUCAAUUAUGAUAACUGGAAGCUGUGGGAGAAUGUAGUAUUAGUAAGUAUGGAUACAGGUCACUUUGAGGAUGUCAUCCGUGGCUGCCACCGCUUACUGGACCUGCAGCAAAAGUUUGAAGAUGUUGAAGUUUUGCAGCUGCUAGUUAGAGCCAUUUUGGCGGACACCAAGGAUGCUGAUGGAAAUAGUUCAGCUAGAUUGCAAAAGCGAGUUCUCGAGUUAUUCGGAAGGAUAACAUCAAUACAUCAAAAUAAGCCCGAGAUAUGGCAGCUGUACUCCGACUUAAGUCCGACAAGUUUGUUGGCGGCACAGCGCUUGUUGAAGGCGUAUAAAGGUUUUACACAGACUGGCAACUGGUCUAACAACCCAGAGACGUGUAAAAAGGUGAUAGACAUGGCGCAUUCCGUUUUGGAACUUAGUAAAAAAGCCCGAGAAGAAGCUGAAGAAAAAGACAUUGUACAAGCCAAUCAACAACUAUCUUCAGCUCGCCUAACAGGCCAGGCAGUCAUCAGGGCAGUAGAAAAACAAAACUGGCCAGAAACACAAAGUUGCUUGGAAGAGUUAAAACAAUUAUUUACCGAUGUUACUGAAUAUAUGAAAUCAAUUAUGUAAAUAUCAUUUUUGUGGUUUUAUUUAAACAUUUGUAAGAUAAAUGAAUUGUGUGGCUCCUUUUAGCUCUCUCCUGCUCAGUUGACGCCAGCCACAGCUCAGCUCAACUGUCAGUUGACAGGCAUGCAACGUGUCGUCUUUUCGAUUCCCACACGGAACAACUCUGAGGUGCAGAAAUGGUUAUUCAGGGUCUGAGUAAAAUGUGUUUGUGAAAUUAAAUGUAUCUCAGUCUCAGUGUGGGGUAACAUUUAAAAAAUAUAUGUGUAAGCAGUAAUGCAUAAGAAGUUUAUUUUGGAAUCGAAUAAUGUAUGAUUAUGGAGGCAACUCAAUAAUUUGGAGAAAGAUAUAUACUUGUAAAAUAUUCUAAUUAAUUAAUUGUUGCGAUUAAUAAAUAAAUAAAUAAAUACUAG
Spodoptera exigua (beet armyworm) is the source of this 2790-nucleotide messenger RNA. The record is from the annotation of a GenBank genome assembly. NCBI's taxonomy places the organism in Eukaryota, Metazoa, Arthropoda, Insecta, Lepidoptera, Noctuidae.